UUUUUCAUAAUUUGUAUUUUUUUUAAUAUAAAGAACUCUUCUUUUUUUAUAUAAAAAGAUACAAGGUAAAUAACCUUAGAAUUGGAUGGAUGAAUUUAAUUUGUGGAUGGAUAUUGUUUUUUUUUUGUAUUUUUUUAAAAAAAAAAUUAGGGAGAUGACGCGUUUUAUUUUUUAUACAUUUAAAUUAGAAAUUUGCGGUUUUAUUAAUUACACAUUUCUUUCUCUUUUUUUUUUUUUGAAUUAUAAUUAAUUUAGAAUGGCUGAACAACAAACUCCUACAUUCAAGCUUGUCCUUG
Molecule: messenger RNA, 296 nt
Organism: Cokeromyces recurvatus
Lineage: Eukaryota; Fungi; Mucoromycota; Mucoromycetes; Mucorales; Mucoraceae
Exons: 1
Source: RefSeq, a predicted model, not a curated record